Molecule: messenger RNA, 1701 nt
Organism: Closterium sp. NIES-65
Lineage: Eukaryota; Viridiplantae; Streptophyta; Zygnematophyceae; Desmidiales; Closteriaceae
Source: the annotation of a GenBank genome assembly
AUGGGGAUUCAGCCGCAGUGGUUGGAAUCGUGGUGGCCUGAGAGCGUGAAUGACGUGGCAUUUGUGGUGGAGGAUGACAUGGAGGUUUCGCCGCUGUUUUAUCGAUAUUUGAAAAGGCUUCUUGGAGUGUACUACUUCAACGCGUCCAAUUUCAACCCGAGCGUGUAUGGGGUCUCCUUUCAACGGCAGUUCUUCAUUGCGGGCUUCAGUAGUGGUCUUAACGUGUAUGACCCCUCCGACCCUUUCCUCCGGACCCCUUCCUCUACCAGCACGUGUAACCCAUCCCUCUCCUCUCCUCUCUGCAUCAGUGUUCCUUCCCUGUUUGUUCCCUCCCCAACCCCCCUCCCCUGCCUCCCCUCUUCCCCAGGCUUCAACAGCGGGCUGAACGUGUACGACCAUCCGGACCCCUUUCUCUACCAGCUAGUCGGCACAUGGGGCCAGUUCCUCCUCCCAGCCCCCUGGAAGCAGUUUCGCCUCUGGUACGACAUGCGCCGCUACAACUCCACCCGAGAACCCUCACUCGACGGGCUAAAAACCACAGUCUGGUUUAAAAAUAAGGGGAAUCGCCUCUGGACCCCCUGGAUUAUCAAGUGGGCGUAUGCCAAGGGUAUGUUCAAUCUUUACCCCUCGCCGCCCGGGAAUCUUUCGCUCUCGAUCUCGCACCGGGAGAAAGGGUCGAAUAUGCCGAAGAACCGGGGGGCCGAUGCCGCCCUUUUGACCCCCCAGAAGCUGGCUGCCGCCCUGGCUGCUGCGUCUUCAUCUGCUGCGUCUGGCUCAGCAGGAGGGGCGGCAGGGAGGGGUGCAGCUGGCGCUACAGCCGGAGGGGCGGCAGGGAGGGUUGUAGCAGGAGGGGCGGAUGUAGCAUGGGCGCGGUCGAUCAGGGCGUGGUGGGUUCGGCCUCUGCCGGUGCUCCGGAGGUUGGAGCGGCAUGAUCUAUGUUUCCGGCAGUUACGCUGGUUACCACCUGCGAAAACGCUGGAGGAGUUUCAUUCCCUGCUGAACGCUGUCGCUCCGGAGAAAUAUGUGUCUCUGAUUGUGGUGCCUUUUGACGGUCGAGAUCUCAUCAACAACUGGCUCUGCCACAUCGACGGCUCCGGCGUCUCCAACAUCAUCCUCAUCGUUCCAUGCGCCAGGCUGGCAGCUGAGCUGGCAGCACGUGGCUAUGCUGUCUUCUACCUGCCACCUGUCACCCGUCGCAGGAUCUUGCGACACCUGGAACGGAGCAAUGGUGCUGUCUCAGCAGCUGCAGGCGCUGGUGAUAGCAGUAGCAGUGGCAACAGCAGUAGCAGUAGCAGUAGCAGCAGCAAUGGGGGUACGGAUGAAGGUGGAACUAGUUUCGGGGGUAUAGGCACCAUCACCAGCAUUGGCAUUGACAGCCUGUUCUGGAAGGAUGAUCCAUCCUCAGAUGGCUAUACCUCCACCAGUGCAGCAGAAGAUGAGGAGGAUGGGGAGGGGGAUGGGGACAGUCUUUUUGGCCGCACGAGCAGCAGCGACAGCAGUGGGGAUGGUAAUGGUGACGGUUCAGGUAACCCUGUGGGUGUUACGGGCUAUGGAGGGGCGGAAGAGGAGGAGGAGGAUGAGCUCCUCGUUCCUCGUCGUGCGAUCCUCACCGUCGACCAUAGCUGCGUGGGGGCAGCUCGAAAAGUUUUGCACGCGGACCCCGCUGCUGACCAACGUGCUUGCGGGCAGCAUGGUGGUUAA